AUGGCUGCAGUGGCUGUUGGCAACGGCAGCGCUGCGAGCAACUCGAAUGCGACUGCGACUGCAGGAGGGGUCACUUCUGCGUCACGCUUUGCUGACAUUCCCUCCGCCAUUGACAUUCCCGUGUCGGGAGGCCUCGAUGCCGACGAAGCAGUCGAAGUGAACCUCGAGGACCAUCUAGACGACCCGACGGAACUCUGUCAACUGCUCGAGAACGAAAAGGCCGCCAAAAAUCUGUGGAUUGUAAUUGCGCUGGCCUAUGCGAAACAGGCGCAAAUCGACCAUGCAGUUGAGAUCUUGAUCAAGGGUUUGGGAUCUUUAUCCCGGAGCGGCCCAAAAGAGAGGCUCAGCCUCCUAACAUGUCUAGCCUGGCUAAACCUCCUCAAGAGCAGACAAGCACCUCGCGUCUUGCCAGAGUCUCAGCCGUCAUCCGACGCGAAAACCAAAGACCACUACCUGCGAGAGGCCACCUCGACCAUCAAUGAUGCCCUUCGGAUAAACCCUGCGUACCCUCCUCUGUACCUUACGCGAGGUAUCCUCUUCCUUCUUCGGGCAUCUUUGCAGUCCUCUACAAAGACUGGGGCAGAGGCAGAAAGAGCAGAAUCUCUCAAACAGGCCUUGAAAUGCUUCGACGAUGCUCUAAGGGCUUCUGAUGGCCGCAACAUGAUGGCCGCGAUGGGACGGGCAAGAGCACUGUAUCUCCUCAAGCAAUUUGGUCCAGCCCUACACACAUACCAAGAAGUCCUGUCAAAAAUGCCGGGUCUCACCGAUCCGGAUCCUCGUAUAGGCAUCGGUUGUUGUCUCUGGCAGCUGGGAUUUCAGGAACGAGCCAAGAUAGCGUGGGAAAGAUCACUUGCAUUGAAUCCGGAGUCCAAAGUUGCGCAUGCCCUCCUGGGAGUCUACUAUUUGCACGAGAGUACCAAAUAUCCUGCAUCCGACCCUCAAUUCAACGUCCUGUACAAAAAGGCCAUGAUUGACCAUACAAAGAAGGCCUAUACCAUCGACAAGAACUUCCCACUCAGCUGCGCAACUUUUGCGAGCUACUUCUUACUCACCGGUCGAUAUGAGACGGUCGAACCUCUGGCACGCAAGGCCAUCGAGCAGACCGACAUCAACGCCAUCGCCAGUGACGGGUGGUACUUAUUGGCCCGCAAAGAGCACAGCAAGGGCGACCUGGUCAAGGCGAACGACUUCUAUACCCGAGCGGAUCAGGCAAGAGGCGGUCUCGACAAAGGCUACUUUCCGGCCAAAUUUGGUCUUAUCCAAAUCAUGGUGCAGACACGGGACAUCCAGGGGGCCAAGUUCCGCCUGGAGUCACUUGGCCAACUCAAUCGGUAUGUGGAAGCCAUGACCCUCUUGGGUUGCAUCUAUGCCGAAGAAGCCUUCUCGGUCCAGGGCACUGCCACGAAAGAGGAGAAAGCGGCAUCUGCCCGUAAAGCAAUUACGCUUCUGGAGAACGUCCGGAAAACCUGGAAGGAGGAGAAAUCCCGGACCAAACCCGACGAGUCGGUGUUGCUCUAUUUGGCGCGUCUCUACGAGCAGGAGAAUCCCGUGGAAAGCUUAAAGUGUCUGCAACAGGUCGAGGCGAUGCAACUGGAGAAAAUCCCCGACGAGGACAAGCCGGAUCUAAGCGAAGACGAGGCGACGUACAUCUCCCAGCUACGAGAGUAUAUCCCUCCACAGCUUCUGAACAACAUGGCUUGCUUCCUCUACAGUCAAGAAUCGUACCCGCUUGCCCGCGAGACAUUCCAGAUUGCAUUGAACGCCUGCGUCAAGCUCACCGAGAAACAAGAGGCUGAGAAGAAGGCCGUGGAGGAGGACAAGAUGGGUUCUGACGAAGUCGACAAUAGUGACACGGAUGCGCUUGUGACUACAAUAUCCUACAACUUGGCCCGAACUUAUGAAGCACUGGACCUGGCCGCUGAGGCACAGAAGGUGUAUGAAGGCCUUCUUGCCCGACAUUCCGACUACACGGAUGCUUCGGCCCGGCUAGCGUUCAUGACUUUGGAGACGUCGCCCCGAGAUGAAGGGCCAAGAAAGAUCCAUGCUGUAUAUCAGAGCGACUAUGGCAACACUGAGGUCCGAGCGCUGAUGGGUUGGUACCAUCAUAGUGCGAAGAAGAAAACCAACAAUGUCGCGGAAGACGUGGAGUAUCGACACUACAAACAUACCCUGCAGGGUUAUGACAAGCACGACCUCUACUCUCUCACCGGCAUGGGCAACGUCCAUCUUGCCAUCGCAAGGGACCUUCCCCGGAAUACGGAGCAGGAAAAGGAGAAGCGAAGCAAGAUGUAUUCCAAGGCGUACGAAUUCUUCGACAAAGCGCUGCAGCUGGAUCCUAAGAACGCCUACGCGGCGCAGGGUGUUGCGAUUGCAUUGUGUGACGACAAGAAGGCAUAUUCGGAUGCAUUGCAAAUCUUCACCAAGGUCAAGGACACUCUCCGUGAUGCUUCUGUGAACGCCAACCUGGGGCAUGUUUUGACCGAGCUGCGCCAAUAUCAACGUGCCAUCGACAAUUACGAGAUUGCUCUUCGAAAAGAAGGAAAGGGCGAGAAUGCCCAGUUGCUCGCCUGUCUGUCGAGGGCGUUACUGUUGAAAGGCAAGGCUGAUCGGUCCAUCCCUGCGCUCAGCACGGCUCUUGAUUACAUGAAGCGUGCACUGGCGACUCAGCCGGAUUCUCCUCAUCUGCAAUUCAACGUCGCCUUCAUUCAGUUCCAGAUUGCACAGCACGUCAAUCAAGCCAAGGAAACCGAUCGUACUUUGGAGGAUGUGGAUGCUGCUAUUGUAGGUCUCGAAGCAGCGAUUGAGACUUUCGAGCGUGUUGCUCGACAUAAACAGCCGCCGUACCCGCGCUCUGCACUCGAGCAGCGCGCGGCCAUGGGCCGGAACACCAUGAGGAACCAGCUCGAACGACAGCGGGCCAGGCAGGCAACCUACGAGAAUGAAAACGCCGCGAAAUUGGAGGAAGCCAAGCAGAAACGCCAAGAAGAACUUCGCAGGCGAGAAGAAGCGGCGAGGAGGCGCCGAGAAGAGGAUGAAGAGCGUGCGAGGAGGAUUGCAGAAGAGCGCCGGAAGAUCAUCGAGGAAACGGAAAGGCUUGCCGAGCAAGUGCGCGCCGAAGCUCUGGCACGAGAAGCUGCCGAAUACACCGACGACGACGAGACUGGCGACCGAGUCAGGCGCAAAGCCAAGAAAGGAGGAGCCAAGCGAAAGAAGAGAGAUGACGAGGAUGGGUUUAUUGAAGAUGAUGGCGACCUUGAUGGCAAAAGUGAACGGACGGUUUCGAGGACUCCGAUGAGCGGUUCGGACAACGAAGCGCCGGGCGAAAAGCGGAAAAAGAAGAGGAGAAAGUUGGAGCGCAAGACCACGUCGAGGCAGCCCAAAAAGAAUGGCCGGUACAAGUCGGCCGCCGUUGUCGUCGAUUCGGAUUCGGAAUUGGACGAUGAGCCGGACGCGGUGCCGACUCCUGACGCAGCGGCGCAGACACCACCCUCCGACGGGCCCGAUGGCGACGAGAAGAUGGUAGACCGAGGGGACGAUGAUCAAGGAGAUGAGGGGGGCCGACCUCAGCCACGAAUGAGACAGAGAAAACAGCUCCGAACCAUCGCCGACGACGACUCGGACGAUGAAGACGAAGAGGAAGAGGCAGGUGGGAACGAUGCUGUCGCGUCGACGAGACCUGGCGAGGCCGCUGGGGGGGAGAGCGAAGAAGACGAAUGA
Molecule: messenger RNA, 3717 nt
Organism: Capronia epimyces CBS 606.96
Lineage: Eukaryota; Fungi; Ascomycota; Eurotiomycetes; Chaetothyriales; Herpotrichiellaceae
Exons: 1
Coding region: 1-3717 (1238 amino acids)
Biological process (GO): regulation of DNA-templated transcription
Cellular component (GO): Cdc73/Paf1 complex
Molecular function (GO): RNA polymerase II complex binding
Source: RefSeq, a predicted model, not a curated record